This is a messenger RNA of Drosophila innubila, 505 nucleotides long. RefSeq names its product chorion protein S16 (gene Cp16). Gene Ontology annotation, cellular component: egg chorion. NCBI's taxonomy places the organism in Eukaryota, Metazoa, Arthropoda, Insecta, Diptera, Drosophilidae. Bases 16 to 441 code for a protein of 141 amino acids. The transcript is spliced from 2 exons. Gene Ontology annotation, biological process: multicellular organism development. The record is from RefSeq and is a predicted model, not a curated record.
AACAACAAUAACAACAUGUCCGUCAACUACAUGCGUCUCCUUUGCCUGAUGGCCUGCUGCAUCUCCGCCUCCUUGGCAUCCUACAGACAAGCUGACUACUCCGCUCCCAGCUAUGGCUCCGUUGGUGAUUAUGUGAAGAAUGCCGAGACUGCUGAGGCCCAAGCUGCUGCUCUGACCAAUUCUGCUGGCGCCGCAGCCUCAUCGGCCAAAUUGGACGGCACUGAUUGGUACGCACUCAACCGUUAUGGCUGGGAGCAGGGCAAACCUCUGCUGGUCAAGCCAUACGGUCCUCUGGACAAGCUCUACGCCGCUGCUUUGCCUCCACGCUCCUUCGUUGCCGAGAUCGAUCCAGUCUUCAAGAGGAACAACUAUGGUGGUGCCUAUGGUGAGAAGACCAUCACUCUGAACACUGGCUCCAAGUUGGCCGUGUCUGCCGUCUAAAUCUUAGCGAGAUUUAUAACUGCAACUGAAAAGUCUUAAUAAAUAGUGAUAGUUUAAAGUGUAA